AUGCCGAUCUUCCUGCUAUCGUACAAGGCGGAUCUGGAGAACCUCACUGACCUCCAGCCCCGGGAAGGUUGCGACGACCCAGGCUACGGAUACUUCCUGAAGGUCUCCUCGUCGAUGAAUGAUGAGAUCUCAAGGUUUGGGGGAUUGGUGUUGUGCUCAACUUCCUCACGGUUUUUAUGAAUUAUUGGUUCUGAUUCAGCUGAAGUGUGAGAGCUGUGGGGAGGUUACCCAGAGAGAGACCUGCGUGACGCUAUCUGAGACGGUCACCAUGCCCAACAGCAGGGGGACCGCCCAUCUUGUACAGAAGGUGCUCUAUUCCUCCCGGACACGUCUUUGAAUUGACCUAUGCUUGCAGUGUUCCUGGUUUUUUCUUCUUCUUAUCGAUAGCUAAAUCAAUCAUUCGUAAGAUUUUUCUUGAAAUAAAUUCGCCUCUACUCAUGAUCUUCUUCCUUUUUUCCCAGUUUUCUUCGGCAGUGACUGACCUGUGGUCUGAUUUUUUCUGAAUUUCCGUGUUCUUUCCAUUUUCUCAAUGGAGAAUACGUUUACAUCCUUGUGUUCUUCUUCCUGAAGUGAUUACUAAAUUCAGGUUCAGUAUUUGGUUCUUCUAUCAUUCCUUGAUUUUAACCCCUUGGAUGGCACUUGAUCAUCACCAUGAGACACAAAUAGCAUGGCGUAGGAACCGAGAUCUUGCUCCUGGGGACUCUUGGCAUGGUGACAAUUUCCCACCUGAAGAAAUGAGUUCCACGUCGUGUAUAGGUCAGCCAUGUGAAACGGACGCCAUGAAACCUCCUUUCCACAAGCUCCUUCUCCAAGUUCACGUCCAUUUUCAGUCGGAGUUUAAGAAUCACAAUGAACUGGGUUUUCACAGAUGCAGUCCCACAAGGGAGAGGAAGGAACAUGAAGAAACACACCAUGGCCGAAGUCAAGAUUGUGACUCCAAUGAAGUGACCCCACCUUUUCAGAUGGUGAACAUUUCAGUGGAUAAAGGGACUAUGGUUCAUUUGUUUCUGACCUAGAAAUUGUAAUAGUUACGUGAUGGUAUGCCUCAUACUCUCUCCCUAGUGCAGUCGCAUCCUGUCCUAGGCUGCCCUUAAGCACCAGCAUAACACAGCAAGGACUGAGCUCAAACCAGGUAGGCUAAUCAUCUGCACAUGAACAAGGAAGAACACGGGAAGAGUAGCUAACUUUAGGUUGAAAAAUUAUAAAAAGCCAGUGUUAAACAUAUAUAGAAAGUUUAUAAGAUCCGGUGAUAUUUGAAAAAGCAAAUUUCUGCACUUGUGAUCUUGAGGCCUUAAUCAACAGAGAACAACAUGGUAUGGUACUGUCCAUGACCUUUUUAGGGCUGAAUGCCAUAACACAACCUUGGUGUCUCCCUCAAGUGUCUGGAAGCUUCAUUCUUCUCACUAAUCCUUUGGACCGUGAACAUUUCGAUGCUGGUUGAAUGAUAACCGGAUGCACAGAGUUCCUGAACUGGCUUCGCACUGACCUUCUUGACACUUUCAGUGCUUGGUGGAAAAACUUGCAUGCACCCAUUUUUACCAUCUUAAGUAUCGAUGAUCUGAGAUGCAAAAUUAAUUUGGCCUUUAAAUUUCUUGGAGGUGGGUUAUUUUGUGUCAAGUAUCAAUUGUCUUUGAGUGGGAAUAUGCCGUUAUUUCUUCACUGAAGAUUGCUCAGAAUGUGCGUGCAAGAUUUCUCUUCCUUAUCUCUUGGAUUGAAUCUUGAAAUAAUAUAUUUCCUGCUUCCAAUUCUAUGCUGAUUUUUCAUUCAAAAAUGGUGAGCAAAUAAUCGGAUUGGCAAGUUUUGCACACGUAGAUGAUUUCUUUGAUGUACCAUGAAUUCGGUGUGGUUUGCUUGAAGAUUAACUUGUCAGUUAAUUGCAUAAUUUAUUUUAAGCUCAUAAGUGUUCUUGAAAGAAGUAUGAAAUCGUGUUGUCUUCUUCAGUGCAAGUUUUGUGGAAGGGAGGGAUCGGUUCUCAUGAUUCCAGGGCACGGCAAACCGUUGACGCUUGAAUUGAGUGAGGCGCAGGCUCUUGUUCCUUUGAUGGUGUUUGAGUGCAGGGGCUUCGAACCCAUCGAGUUUGUCUUUGCAGAUGGAUGGAAAGCAAAGUCCGUAAGUGUUUCCCACCUUCACAUCCGACGGUUGACUUUGCAGCAGUUAUUAUAGUAUGAAACAUCUCAAGAAAUGGGAAAAUAUAGGAUACCCAAACCUUAUGGAAGUCGUUGACUAUUUGGCUCCCCUUUAGUCAGUACAGUUGACUCACUCUGGUUUUGACUUCUAUACAUCCAAUACACACCAGUCGCCUAUCCAUCCCCUGACCCACCUUGGUAAGACGAUCCUACGAGUAGUUCUUAGUUGUUGCCCACUAGAUGGAAGCUGGGUUGUUGGGAGCUCAGGCGAGAUGGGGUGGACAGUCGGCCUUCUGCUUGUAAUGGGGGCUUCUCUGUGCGUUAUCACCACUUGGAAUUCACCCCUUCGGAAAGACUGUGCCUUUGCUUUCAUUUUCUCUGGUGAUCGCACUGCGUGAGUUUCCCUCUGUAUUAGUACAUUCUAAACCUCUUCUUCUUUCAGUUUCUCUGAUGAUCUCUCAGUUAAUGCAUAUUUUUCAAGAGCCUGGUUUUCGUGUUCCCCCUGUAGACGUCCGGCACUGCAUACGAGAUCGAUUUAUCCCAAGGGGACUUUGCGGAGUACGAUGAGGAUGGCGGAUGCCCCGUCAGCCUGUCCAAUCUUGAGGCUAGAUUUAAAGUGGUGAGUUGCACUGCCACUUAGUUUGACUUUUCAAAUUAGCAAUGGUCAAAACGGUGGGCACAUGAACCAUCACAUCUGCGGGUCAAAAAGUUAACGGACAACUAGUUGGGGAGUAUUCAGAAGAGUCGUCGUUGAUUUUCUUAAAUAAGUCAUUUUAAAGGCUGGGCUUUUGACUUUGCCAAAUGUGUUCAGGUGCACAAGAAGAACAAGCGGGGGCAGACCGUGUAUGAAUGA
Molecule: messenger RNA, 2979 nt
Organism: Spirodela intermedia
Lineage: Eukaryota; Viridiplantae; Streptophyta; Magnoliopsida; Alismatales; Araceae
Source: the annotation of a GenBank genome assembly